Entamoeba dispar SAW760 is the source of this 705-nucleotide messenger RNA. RefSeq lists its product as uncharacterized. Bases 1 to 705 code for a protein of 234 amino acids. Gene Ontology annotation, molecular function: tRNA binding; S-adenosylmethionine-dependent methyltransferase activity. NCBI's taxonomy places the organism in Eukaryota, Evosea, Mastigamoebida, Endamoebidae. Gene Ontology annotation, cellular component: cytoplasm; nucleus. The transcript has a single exon. Gene Ontology annotation, biological process: tRNA wobble uridine modification. The record is from RefSeq and is a predicted model, not a curated record.
AUGAAACCUAAAAAAAGAAAAUUCAAAGAAAUAACCAUGGAUAAUGAAAAGUUACCUGAGAUUGAGUCAAAGAAUGUUAGGGAAGUAUAUGAAAUUAUAGCUCAACAUUUUUCACAGACACGGUACAAAGGAUGGCCUAAAGUCGAAGAAUUUCUUAACGGACUAGAAAAUUAUUCUAUAGUGUAUGAUAUUGGAAGUGGAAAUGGGAAGUACCACAAUAUCAAUCAUCACAUUACUGUGAUAGGAUUUGAUCCUUGCCAUAAUUUAUUAAUGGAAGCCCUCCAUAAUCAAAAAAGUCAAAAUAUACAGGCUGAUGGUUUAUAUGUUCCAGUAAAAUCUAACUCUGGAGAUGCAGCAAUUAGUAUUGCUGUUGUUCAUCAUUUCUCUACUUUUGAAAGAAGAGUUGCAGCAAUCCAAGAAAUUAUACGAACGAUUAAAGUUGGUGGAAAAGCUUUAAUUACUGUUUGGGCAAAAGAGCAGAAAAAAUUUGAAAAUGAAGAAGGACAAGACUUAAUGGUUGCUUGGCAUUUAUCAAAGAAAAAAGAUCCAAACAACCCAAAUCAACCAGAAGAAGUAUACCAAAGAUAUUACCAUGUUUUUAUCAAGGGAGAGUUAGAACAAGUAAUUGAAAAAGUAAAAGAUUGCAAAUUAAUAUCAUGUGGGUAUGAACGAGAUAACUGGUACGCCAUUAUCGAAAAGAUAUAA